AUGAAUAGUCAAAAGACCUAUUACUCUACGAAAAAGUAUCGUACAUGUUUAAAUGAUGAUUCUCCGCCGACGGCUCUUAAAUUCAUGUCUAACAGUGAGCGUGGUAAAUACUAUCGACGUAGACGCAAGCAGUACGGUGCACACCUUGAGGAGCGCGUCAACACCCUUCGUAAUGAGAUUGCGGCCUUAGAGGUUUCUCGUCAGGUCCAGCUAGAGCUGACCUUAUCACAGCGACAAACGCCACUUGGUGCGGCUGCUAGUAUUGUAAAAGAGUAUUGUCUGCUCUUCAAUCAUGGAGCACCUGUUCAAAUGGCCGUGGACGAGCACGAUGUGUCUGCAUCACUAGUGGCGCAUGCGAGCACUGCCCAACGAGGUUUCUUGCAGGCUGUGAUGAAUACAGACGUGCAGUUUGGCGAUUUUUGUGGUAUCGAACCCUUGUUGGGCCAGUGGGAACGCUACUCGCUUUACCAUGCGGCUAUCGAAUGGACAAUGAAGUCGCUGGAAGUGAUUGAGCUGGCCGAGCCUGAAGAACUGGUUUUGAACAAAUACUGCGAAGAAAGCCGGCUGAUGAUUUCUAUCAACGCGGACUUACGUGUAAAGUUUUCUCGACGUACGAUCGAAGAGGUGUUCCCGCAUUUAGCUGGAGACGAAGUAUUGACGCAGAUGCUCAUUGGACUGGAGGUGACAUAUCCGUGCAUGAACCACUUUUGUUUUGAUCCAAAUGGUAAGAUUGAGUGGUAUACUCCCGAGGUGGAUUUUGUUGGUGCAUUGACAAGAGCAUUGAAGCAUCCGGAGCUGGUGGCGCGCGUCAUGGGCAGUGCACUGAUCAGAAAGGACCACUUGAUUGGGGACGAGUGUGAUGGAAGGGAGCUGGGCAGUGUGAAAGAAGUGAAAUUUGAAAGGUGCAAGCGCUUUAGUGCCGUGUCAAGAGAAGUUUGGUCAGAUGUGGACGGAACUAGUGCUACAUGGGCUAGGAAACUCGAAUCGACUUCAGGAUCGCCAUUUGGAAGGUGCGAUCGACUCAACUUGGCUUACAUCCUAGCUGAGUAA
Peronospora belbahrii is the source of this 1050-nucleotide messenger RNA. Lineage: Eukaryota; Oomycota; Peronosporomycetes; Peronosporales; Peronosporaceae. The record is from the annotation of a GenBank genome assembly.